GGGGAGGGGAGUUUUCCCAACUGUUUCUUCCCCCUGAAGGAGGCGGAAAGUUGCACAGGGACGGCGGCGGCGCUGCAGAAUCUCCCCGGUACCAGCCUGGAUGGAGCAGGUACAGGGGAAGAUGCUGUGAAGCAGGCAUUCUGCUGGUGUGGACUCGCCAAUGGAAAUCCAGCUGGUUAGAGUGAAAGAAGAGGCAACUCCAGGAUUGCCCCCCGUCUGCCCGCUGUGCCAGGAGGAGCUGCCGAGUCUUGCUGGGCCCAAAGGGCAGGCUCCACAAUGCCAGGGCUGCAAAAGUCUCUUGAUCGAGCCCCGGGCAUGGUUGCCUGGCAACCAAGAGGCCCUGUCCUUCCCUGCCGAGAGGCCGUACAGCUGCUCCUUCUGCCCCAAGCGCUUCAAGAGGGCCUCAGACCGACGCGACCAUGAGCGGGUGCAUACAGGCGAAAGGCCGUAUGGCUGUGGCAUCUGUGGCAAGCGUUUUACUCAGAGCUCGGUGCUCUCUGGCCACAUGCGCAUUCAUACCGGUGAGCGGCCCUUCCGCUGCGGCAUCUGCUUUAAGUCGUUCAACAACGGCUCCAACUUCCGCAAGCACCAGCGCAUCCACGGGCAGCCGUUUGGCUACGGCGACAAGGCAGGCGAUGGGAAGGACUGUGUCUUCCUACCUGAGAAGAAGUUGAGCCAGCUGGCGGAAAGGCAAGGUGGCUACAGUAUAAGCCCUGGCCUGCCACCCAGAGAAAAUGGCUGCCAGGUCGUCAAAGAACUGAGGGAAGGCGAGAACAAGAGAGGCCAUGACCCAAACAGCCCUUAUGUGAACAGCUUUAGCCAGGAUAACAGCCUGAGGCAACCUGGUGAUGAUCUGGACCAUUUCAAGCGAAUGAGACUAAGGGAAGAUAAUGCUAGUUGUGGCCCUAACCGUGAACUGAGGCAAAGUAGCCAUUCUAAGGCUUUAAGGCAGGCAAGCGAUAGCAAAGGUGGACUGGGGGGAAAUGGUGUCACGGGCCAGGGACCGAUGCAAAAUGGCCACAGUUUCAGACGCCAAAAGUACAUUGGUGGUGAAAAUCCCACUAUAGGCCUGAGGCAAAAUAGAGCAGAGGGAAGCCACACUCAGGGAGAACAGAAGCAUAAUGUCGGCAGCCACAAUGGCAAGCUACAGUUAGGCAACAGCAGUUGUGGGAAAGGCCUUUUGGAAGCUGGUAGCCACAAACUGAGUCAAGAGAGUGGAGUUGUGGGCUGUUUAGUAAGGAGAACAAAUGAAGACUACCUCAAGGGCCCAAAGCAUAGUAGUGGGGAGAGCAUUGGUGCCCACAUAAAGCAGAAUGGCAGAGGGGAAUGCCCUGUCAGCGCACUGAAUCCAAGCAGGCACCUCAGCACCUCAGCGCCAAGACAAAAUGGCCACCAUGGAAUCGCUGCCCAUGACCUCAGACAAAAUGGUGCUGGCCACUUCAGAUUGCUGAGGCAAGAUGGCAGCAGCAACAAGCAGAAAGAGGUGGCAUUUCAAGCCCCAGGGAAGAUGAAUGCUCUCACAGCAGCAAAAGUGUCUGUCUGGUCCUGUCCUGAUUGGGAAGAGACCGAUUUGGAGACAAGAAGCGAAAGGGGGGGAUUUGAAGGAUGCUCUCCCUUAGACAUGCCUGCUGGUGUAUCUCCCUGGGAACUGGAGAGCCCUGAGCCAUGUUCUCUGCCUUACGAUAUUUCCACAUCUCCUGGUCAUGGCUCCUUACAAGAGGAGUUUAGAAUCACCGCUCAGCACUGGGAAGAGGGGGGCUCUGCACCUUGCUUUCCUUUCCAAGAUCCCGAGCCUUAUGAUCAGCCCUCCCAGUCAGCAUUCGAUUCCAAGCCUUUCCUCUGCUUUGCAUGCCCCAAGCAGUUCCGCCGUGCCACAGAUCUGAAGGAGCACCUGAGGGUGCACACAGGCGAACGGCCCUUUGGGUGUGCUGUCUGUGGCAAGAGAUUCACACAGAGCUCAGCCCUGGCCACUCACCGGAGACUGCACACUGGGGAGAAGCCCUUUGAAUGUGCCGUGUGCUGCCGGCGCUUCAAUAACUCUUCCAAUUUUGCCAAGCAUCGCCGGCUUCAUGGGCAGGAGGGUGCUGGGCCUGGUGGUAAAGGGGUGCCGAAAGACCAAUGGAGUGCCAAGUCACAGUGACUCUUGAGGAAGAAGUUCUCCAUGGGGAGAUGGCACACUAGUUGUUGGCAGAGCUAGGCGUACUUCUGCACCACUGAAAUCAGUGGGUGCCGAUUUCAGCGUCUUUGAGAAUCUCAUUUUUAACUUUGCAGAAAACAGCAAGCUUCUAGCCCUACAGGUGUGUUUUGGAUAGA
This is a messenger RNA of Zootoca vivipara (common lizard), 2313 nucleotides long. RefSeq names its product zinc finger protein 784 (gene ZNF784). The record is from RefSeq and is a predicted model, not a curated record. Gene Ontology annotation, biological process: regulation of gene expression. Lineage: Eukaryota; Metazoa; Chordata; Lepidosauria; Squamata; Lacertidae. Gene Ontology annotation, cellular component: nucleus.